This is a messenger RNA of Prorocentrum cordatum, 150 nucleotides long. The record is from the annotation of a GenBank genome assembly. Lineage: Eukaryota; Dinophyceae; Prorocentrales; Prorocentraceae.
GGAGGUCCACGACGCCAAGCUAUCCCUCCUCGCUGGCACGCGCGGCGGCGAGCUGGCUGGCCCGCCCGGCGGCCAGGCGCUGCGCCUCGCGGCCAGGCUGCCGAGCCUGGGCGCGCGGGCUGCCACCGAGGCCCCGCACGGUGCCACUGA